AAACCCGACGGUGAUAACAGUGCAUUGCAGAACUUCACCUUGGUUUCAAAGUAAACGUCAUGGUGAAAAGCGAGGUGGAGGUGACUAUAAACGCGGAGGAGGCUCCAGUGGCAAGUAGGCCUAAACCAUCCAAGAAAAAGAAAAAAAAGAAUAAGCCUGGCAAAUACAGUGUUCUUGUGCUAGACGCUGUCAAAAAGUUGAAUGAGCGAAGCGGUUCGUCUUUGGUAAAAAUUUAUAAUGAAGCCAAGAAGGCAAGCUGGUUUGAUGAGCAGAAUGGGCGAACCUACCUGCGGUAUUCCAUCCGAGCACUGGUACUCAACAACACGCUGAUCCAAGUAAAGGGCAUGGGGGCGAACGGUUCCUUCAGGCUCAAUGAAGAUAAGUUCGCGAAAGGGGUACCGAAAAAGACUCAGUCCAAGCCAGCCAAGACCACCACGAAAACUACCAAAGCAUCGACUACCAAGAAGGCAACCGUUAAGCCAAAGGCGAAGAGCAGCCCGAAGAAGGCACCAGAUGCAAAGAAGCCCGCGGCUAAACUGAAGAAGCUUGGUGUCAAAAAGGUGAGCGCUGCACAGAAGAACAAGAAGCCGAAGAAGGCCAGCAAGCCACCAGCCAAGUCACCGAGGAAGAAGUAGCCUAGUCGCUAUCAAAUACAGAACUUUAUUUAAGAUUUUUAUUUUUAUACAUCUUUUGUUGUAGUUUUUUUUUCUUCCAUGGUUUGUUUCACUGGCAUACAAUGCAUAAUCAACCGAUUAUUAUAGGCUAAAAGUUGUUUUCUAUGUUUAUUCUCUGCAAGGCAAUGAUUGGCUCAGUGGCGUAUUGUCAGAGGGACCAUGAGUGUAGUGUUGCUUUGAAUAACAGGCAACGCCCCCAGUUUUAUGUUGUCACUUGUCAGUCCGAGAUUCCCUGCUACAAAAUGUUACAUUCUAACAAAUAUGUUUUUACCUUUACCCAAAGGUUUCCCCUUACGGAUAUGACCAGGAAAUCCUAAUCGUGACUUUUCAUUAUUUUUGAGGUGUCUGACAACAUUGCGAAAGUGUAUUUGUAAUUCUGAGAAACUGAUGGUUUAAAAGACUAGGUCUAUUUGAGGAAAGGUGGCAUUGAAGUGAUUGUCAAUCUCUGUAAAUAAAUACCUUAACACUA
Messenger RNA from Salvelinus namaycush (lake trout), 1143 nucleotides. It is a transcript of the gene h1-10, whose product is annotated as histone H1.10. The coding region runs from base 60 to 635 and encodes 191 amino acids. The record is from RefSeq and is a predicted model, not a curated record. Lineage: Eukaryota; Metazoa; Chordata; Actinopteri; Salmoniformes; Salmonidae. Gene Ontology annotation, biological process: nucleosome assembly. Gene Ontology annotation, cellular component: nucleosome. Gene Ontology annotation, molecular function: structural constituent of chromatin; DNA binding. The transcript has a single exon.